Molecule: messenger RNA, 1690 nt
Organism: Brassica napus (rape)
Lineage: Eukaryota; Viridiplantae; Streptophyta; Magnoliopsida; Brassicales; Brassicaceae
Product: receptor-like protein 19
Exons: 1
Coding region: 1-1446 (481 amino acids)
Molecular function (GO): protein binding
Source: RefSeq, a predicted model, not a curated record
AUGGUGGAUGUUGAUAGGACCAACCACACCUCACUUGUACAGUACUUGUCUUCAUGCAUAUGUCGGAUGGUCCAUCUCACACAUGAUCAAAUAAUUACAUGUACAUAUAUUAAUUAUCAAUCUAUAUAUAUAAGAACAUCUUUCAAUGGCUCUAUCACAUGUCUUGCUCCUCUCAUCCAACGGUCCUUUUCCACUCCAAACAUGGCUUCUCUUGUUUCUCUUCUUCUUGUUCUAUUGUUCACUGUUUCUUUAGCAGAGUCCAAGACUUACUGGGGUGACGUGGCAGCUCUCAAAGAGUUCAAGAACUCUGUCGACGCCAAGUCCAUGACCCCUGGCUCUUGCCUCAGCUCCUGGGACUUCUCCUUCGACCCCUGCGACAAUUUAUCCAGCGAGACAUUCACGUGUGGCUUCCGCUGCGACACCAUCGUUUCCGGGUCGAGUCGGGUCACAGAACUCAUCCUCGACCAAGCCGGGUACUCCGGUUCCCUCUCCUCCCUCUCGUUCAACUUUCCUUAUCUCCAAACCCUCAAACUCUCCGACAACUACUUCUCCGGUCCGCUUCCCAACUCGCUCUUCAACCUCACCCGUCUCACUAGCCUCUUCCUCUCCGGAAACUCCUUCUCAGGACCCGUACCCGCUUCCCUCGGGUCAAUGCCGGUUCUAGAAGAGCUCCUCCUCGACAACAACAACCUCAACGGCUCCGUUCCGACAAGCUUCAACCGUCUUUCCCGCUUAAAACGGUUAGAACUCCAGCAAAACAACAUCUCCGCCGAACUCCCCGAUCUAACCUCCCUCAAGAACCUGAACUACCUCGACGUUAGCGAUAACCGGAUCUCCGGUCCGGUCCCCUCAUCGCUCCCCGGUUCACUAGUCCAAAUCUCAAUGAGGAACAAUCUCUUCCAAGGAACUAUACCAGAGAGCUUCAGAAACUUAACCUCUCUCGAAGUCAUCGAUCUCAGCCACAACAAACUCAGCGGCUCCGUCCCAUCGUUCAUCUUCACUCAUCAAACUCUCCAACAGCUAACUCUCUCCUUCAACGGCUUCACUUCUUUAGACUCGCCUCGCUACUCUCCCUCGGGUCUCCCCAGCGAGCUGAUCUCCGUGGACCUCAGCAACAACAAGAUCAGAGGCCCGUUACCUCUGUUCAUGGGCCUGUUACCGAAGCUCUCAGCCUUGUCGUUAGAGAACAACAGCUUCUUCGGUAUGGUUCCGACGCAGUACGUUUGGAAAACAGUGUCGCCUGCCGGGUUUCAGAGGCUGUUACUUGGCGGGAACUUCUUGUUUGGAGUCGUGCCGGGUCCUUUGAUGGCGCUCAAGCCUGGCUCGGUGAACGUGCAGCUCGCUGGGAACUGCUUCACGUGGUGUCCGGGGACGUUUUUCUUCUGUCGGGGACGAGAGCAGAGAUCUCUUAUGGAGUGCAGAAAGUUUAGUCGUGUGAUUCCUUGAUUGUUUCUUUUUUUUCAUGGCUUGAAUCUUCGGGUCGGGUCUGGUCGGAUCUUUUUGAAGCUUUUAGUAGGGUCUUUCCGGGAGUUGCUUAACCCGAAGCUUAAAAUGUGAUUAAAUUAAUAAAAAUUGCCGUUAAGAGAGUCAACUAGGCAUGAUAUAAUAUAAUGUGUCAUCAAAUUUAUGUAAUCAAUAACAUGGAUGAUGAUAAGAUGACUCUGUUGGAUAUGAUUUGGGAGCAAAGAGU